CCUGUGCGCCGGGGGCUGACAAGCGAGCGGCUUCCGUCCCUCGACUGCGGAAACUAGCUCGCGAAAGGAGAGCGAGGAGGAGCGCGGAGGCCGAAGCAACCCGACGGGCGACCGUGCGAAAGGGAGGAGGUGUAGCGACAUUGAAACACAUACUACCAUACCAGCGGUAUCCUCACACCCAGCAGCGCUCAGAGGAGAUGGGCGAUAAGGCGGGGACCAGAGUCUUCAAGAAGUCUAGCCCCAACUGUAAGCUGACUGUCUACUUGGGGAAGAGAGAUUUUGUGGAUCACCUAGACCAUGUGGAUCCAGUGGAUGGUGUUCUCCUGAUUGACCCUGAAUACCUGAAAGACAGAAAAGUGUUCGUGACACUGACGUGCGCCUUUCGGUAUGGGCGCGAGGACCUGGAUGUGCUGGGCCUGUCCUUCAGGAAGGACCUCUACAUAUCCACCUUCCAGGCAUACCCACCUCUGCCUGAGGAGCGUAAGCCCUACAGCCGUCUGCAGGAGAGACUCCUAAAGAAGCUGGGCCAACAUGCAUACCCCUUCUACUUUACUAUUCCUCAGAACCUACCCUGCUCAGUCACUUUACAGCCUGGACCAGAGGACACUGGGAAGGCCUGUGGGGUGGACUUUGAGAUCAGAGCAUUCUGCGCCAAGUCUGUGGAGGAAAAGAUACAUAAAAGGAACUCUGUCCGACUGGUUAUCAGAAAGGUGCAAUACGCUCCAGAAACUCCGGGCCCCCAACCCACAGCAGAAACUACCCGUAGCUUCCUCAUGUCUGACCGCUCUCUACACUUGGAGGCCUCCCUAGAUAAAGAGCUCUACUACCAUGGGGAGCCCAUCAGUGUGAAUGUCCAUGUUACCAACAACUCCACCAAAACAGUCAAGCGGGUCAAAAUUUCUGUGCGGCAGUACGCUGACAUUUGCCUAUUUAGCACUGCGCAGUACAAGUGUCCCGUGGCACAGGUUGAGGCAGAUGACCAGGUGUCUCCCAGCUCCACCUUCUGCAAGGUGUACACUCUCACCCCCACGCUGAGCAACAACCGGGAGAAGAGAGGUCUCGCGCUGGAUGGCAAGCUCAAGCACGAGGACACAAACCUGGCUUCCAGCACCAUUGUGAAAGAUGCGUCUAACAAAGAGGUCCUGGGGAUUUUGGUGUCUUACCGGGUCAAGGUCAAAUUGGUUGUAUCACGUGGAGGCGAUGUGUCUGUGGAGCUGCCCUUCGUCCUUAUGCACCCCAAACCCACAGAUCAGUCCAGCUCCAGGCCCCAGUCAGCUGUACCCGAGCAGGAUGCCCCUGUGGACACCAAUCUCAUAGAGUUUGAAACCAAUAACUUCUCUCAGGACGAUGACUUUGUGUUUGAGGACUUUGCUCGCCUGCGGCUGAAGGGAAUGAAGGACGACAAAGAUGAAGAUGACCACUUCUGCUGAAGGCCUCCCUUUCAAGGGCAAUGGGCCAAUGGGGACAUGGGUGUAUGGACAUGGGUAAUGCCAAUGGGAGUUUGUUUAAACCCUCUCCUCUCUCGCUACCUGUUCUUGUAACUGUAAUGGCAUUGCUGAUUGGUUGUACCGAAGAACGUGCCAGAAAAACAUGGAGAGGGUGGAGUUGGGGGGGGGGGGGAUGUGACAUUUAUCAUUAUUGGAAACUAUUUUAGAACUGGUUCAGAUGGAAUCAUACUUUUUAAUUUUAGGUCCCAUUUCAUAUUAAGUGGGCAAAUUAUACUUAUGUAAUUACAUGAUAAGCACGAUGUAAAUCCAAUGUAAGUACCUUUUUUAAUUAAAUGCAGUCACUUAUGUGGAACACAAGUUUACGGCUUACGUAAUUGCACGUUAUCUCAUUAACCCUAACCGAAACUUAACCCCAAGGCCACAUUUUUAUGUAAUCACUUUCUUGCAUAUACAGUACUUUGUUUUGCAGAUAAGUAUGGACUGUACGUAUUAUUGUGUACUUGGUGUACUUUCUGCUCCCUCAGUGUAAGGUGUUGCCAUUUUUAUUCAAAACAAAGCAAGCGAAGUGCAUAGAGACCUCAAAUAUUUUCAUUGUCUUUUUAUACCAAGCAUUUGUGGAGUGUUGCUCUAGAACAUCUGCAUUCUCGCAAAUGCUCCCAUGACAUUUUGAAGCAAAAAGGCAAGAGGCAAAUGGUGUGCAUACUGUUUGUACACACACCCACAGACAUAUGGUCACACAUGCACAGUCAGUCAAACUUGGUUUCAUUGCUUUUUCACAGAGUGGUGCAAUGAAUGUCAGGGUUUUUUCCCCCCUCCUGCCAAAAAUAAUAAUUUUCUGCCAAUUGUGACUUCAGGAAUUAGAUGCUAUAAUAGACAAUGAUUUACUUAAAUCACAUAAGUAGAUCACAGAUACACAACCACUUGUGCUAAAUCACGUCCAGACACUGCCGAGCAUACUUAUGCACGUGUACAUACAUGGUCACUUCGCAGUACAGGCACAUGCAGAUGCACACGGCCAUAUCCAGUUACUGGCACAUGUUUAUACACAUGGUGAAGAAGCAGUAAAACAAAGCCUGGAGAUAACAGCUCAUUGAAUUUGCCAAAAGCCUUUACCUAAUUUGUUAAAUCAAUGUUUGAAUUUUGCACCGAACCUUUACUGGUUUUAUGAAAUUUUAGUGUAUCAUCGUACUGCUCAUGACAGCUAGUCACUUUUUUUUUAUUUUAUUUAUUUUUUUUUUUGUGUGCGUGCUCUAGUCUGGACCAGUUCCUGCUGUAUAAUGAGUCUGUAUAUGAUGGACUGGUGGAUGGGUGGGUGUGUGUGGCAUGUACACAUGCUUUUGGGUCUCAGGCUCUGAGGUGCUACCCUCAUCGAUAGAAGCAGUAGUGUUUGCUGUUUAUUUUAGGAGUUAGUGUGCAGCUGAGAUUGGACUCUACUCCCUGGUUUCAUAUGGCAACCAUUCUGCUGCAUCUUUGGAGCAGGAGGAUAGGGUUAGGUGAGAAGGGACAAAAAAAAGAAACUUAUUUUUUACUACCAUUAUUGCUAUAAUCACCAGAGAUGUAUAAAAGUUGCCAUUUUAUUUUUUGAUUUUUAGAAUAUUUUAUUUUUUAUUAAAGAUGAAAAUGAACUAAUGUGAAUGUCCCUUUAUUUUUAUUUUUACAGGCAGUGUAUUUUAUUGUAGUUCUAAAUAUGAAUCCCGUCUGUCUUGAGUAGCUCCGUGCUAUGUGGAGAGCACUGUGGUCUAAGCCGGUACCACAAGUGGUACAGAGUGACUUGAAGCUCAGUCCAGGCCUCACACUGCUGUGCUCUAGUCUAGCAGUGCAGCCAGUUGUGUUGCUUCUUGUUCCCAUUUCCCCCCUUAAAGUUUGCAUCUCCACCCAUCCUGCUGAGACUCGUCCAGUGCAUAGGCCACUUUGGCUCCUUCGAGAUGAUGAUGCAUUGCGUUGGGUGUGGGAGCUAUAAACUGUGUGGAAGGGGAGAAGGUUUUGUAAUUCACUUAUACUUGCUACAACCAACAUCUUUAAUACAGAUUUGGUCAUCCUGCCUUAAUGUAAGGUAACUCAUUCUUUUUCCACCUGAACAAUUUGUGGAAGAGAUGAAAUUUGUCAAAGAAGAAUUUUGGUUGCAGUAGGUUUAAUACUUGGUGCAGAGCAGAGUUUCUGCCCUGUCUUCUGGGUGUUCAU
Messenger RNA from Scleropages formosus (Asian bonytongue), 3629 nucleotides. Its product is annotated as arrestin red cell. The transcript is spliced from 15 exons. Bases 198 to 1430 code for a protein of 410 amino acids. Gene Ontology annotation, biological process: G protein-coupled receptor internalization; positive regulation of ERK1 and ERK2 cascade; signal transduction. The record is from RefSeq and is a predicted model, not a curated record. Gene Ontology annotation, molecular function: angiotensin receptor binding. Lineage: Eukaryota; Metazoa; Chordata; Actinopteri; Osteoglossiformes; Osteoglossidae. Gene Ontology annotation, cellular component: cytoplasm.